This is a messenger RNA of Nasonia vitripennis (jewel wasp), 3496 nucleotides long. RefSeq lists its product as uncharacterized. The transcript has 3 exons. Bases 1476 to 3470 code for a protein of 664 amino acids. Gene Ontology annotation, molecular function: nucleic acid binding. The record is from RefSeq and is a predicted model, not a curated record. NCBI's taxonomy places the organism in Eukaryota, Metazoa, Arthropoda, Insecta, Hymenoptera, Pteromalidae.
UGCUGCUUUGCAGCAAUUAGCAUCGCGACGAUCUCCGAUGGCUGACCUGCCACGACGAUCUCCGGCGGCUAACCUGCCACGACGAUCCCCGGUGGCUGACCUACCACAACGAUCCCCGGUGGCUGACCAGCCUCGACGAUCCUCGACGGCUGAGCAGCCGCAGAGAUCUUCGACGGCUGAGCAGCCGCAGAGAUCUUCGACGGCUGAGCAUCCUCGACGAUCCUCGGCGGCUGACCCGACGCAGCGAUCUCCGACGGCUGACCCGCCACGGCGAUCCCCAAUGGCUGAGCAGCCUCAGAGAUCUUCGACGGCUGAGCAUCCUCGACGAUCCUCGGCGGCUAAUCCGGCGCAGCGAUCCCCAAUGGCUGAGCAGCCUCGGCGAUCUUUGACGGCUAAGCAGCCUCGACAAUCUUCGGUGACCCGAAGAAGACGGUCUCGGUCGAGCUCAAGUUCUAGCUCGAGUUCGAGCUCGAGUUCGAGCUCUAGUUUGAGCUCUAGUUCGAGCUCCAGCUCUAGCGGAACAUGUACAUCUGUUAAAAGUAUACGCGAUCUCAAGCCGAUUCCUAAGAUCGCGUCCUCGAAUAUGAAGAGAAAAGUAAAUGAUCAAAAAGGCAACGAGCAGAAGAAGAAAAAGGUAGGAGAGAGAGAGACGUCACCAAAACCAGGAACAUCUACAAUGACUUCAGGUAAAAAAAAUGCUUUAACUAUAAAUUAGUUUUAUUUUGUAUACAAUAAAUUUAUUUUUUGUUUGCUUUAAUUUUUCAGAGGUUACGAGACCCAGUACCGAGACGUGGUAUUUUGCAAUUAAAAAGGACUGAUAGUAAACAGCAGCAGCAACAACAGCAACAGCAGCAGCAACAACAGCAGCAGCAACAGCAGCAGCAACAGCAGCAGCCACAGCAACACCAGCAACAGCAGCAGCAACAGCAGCAGGAACAACAGCAGCAACAGCAACAGCAGCAGCCACAGCAACAGCAGCAACAGCCGUCACAGCAACAACAGCAACCUCAGCAGCAACAACAACGCAAUUUACCGCGGAUUAUAGAUGAUGAGAUAAUAAUAGAUCACUAGAAGAGGAAGAAACUGAAGCUAGAGUUGAGUGGCGUGAUGUAGAAUCAGCUUUUCAAAAUCGAAUUAGAACAGGUGUAGUUGUAAAUAUAAAGCAUGUGGACAUUCUAAGUUUUUUUAACGAUGCGCAAAAGCUUUUCAAGGUUAAAGUAGAAGAUUGCUUGAAGGAAUAUAACGCUGUAAAAAUAAAUUCUGACUUUAUCGCAGAAUUUUCUAUGCAGAAAAAUGGAGAGGAAACGACUGACAUUAAAUAUUUUACAAGUGAAAGUGUUACAGCAUUCAUGUCAACGAAUUUGGAAGAAUGGUUUAAAGAUCAUAUCAAAGAACCUAUUCUCACCCAGCUUGAAGAAUUUCAGGAGAAAGAUUCUGGCUAGACCCUGACGAGUAUUAUCAGUUUGUGUAUCAAUAUGAAAAAAUAUUCUCCAAUCAAGGGGAGUUCCUUCAUUCCACUUCCAAAGUUUAUAGAAAAGAAAAAGGCAUGUGUUAAUAUUCGUAAUAAUGAUAAUCAGUGUUUCAAGUAUGCUAUACUUUCAGCAUUGCAUCCUAGUGAAACUAAUCCCAAUAGAGUUAAUCAAUAUCGUAUGUAUGAGAACGAGCUGAACUUUGGUGAUAUAGAAUUUCCAGUCAAACUUAAAGAUGUACCAAAAUUUGAAAAAUUAAAUGAUAUUUCAGUAAAUGUAUACAUGUUAAAAAAGUAUAAUGAAAAGUUUGAAGUAUCGCCAUGCCAUAUUACAAAAGAAAAGAAAGAAAAACAUGUAAAUCUACUCCUCAUUCAAGAUUUUUACAUAGAUGAAAAUGAAGAAAAUAAUCAUGAUGUUGGCGGAAGCCUGCCUAAAUACCACUACGUUUGGAUUAAGUAUCUGUCUCGAAUUUUAAGCUCUCAAUUAAGCAAAUCUCAUGUAAAAUCAUACCACUGCGAAAGGUGUUUACAAAUUUUUUACUGUAAAGAAAGGCUGGAAAUGCACGAAAAUUAUUGCAAAAAUAUAAAUAAAUGUCGAAUUAAUUUGCCCGACUUUAAGAAUAACAUUCUUAAAUUUGAAGAUUAUAAUAAAAGUGAAAAAGUUCCUUUUGUUAUUUAUGCAGAUUUCGAAUGUUUGUUAAAGCCUACUGAAAAUGAAAAUGCUUUUCAGCUUCAUGAAGCAUAUAGCAUAGGCUAUUAUAUAAAGUGCAGCUUUGAUGACAGUUUAUCUGUUUAUAAAUCAUACAGACAUAAAAAUGAAGAUGAAGAGACACCGGCAAAAUGGUUUGUUCGAGAAUUGAAAGGAAUUAGUGAAAAGAUUGAUCUACUCUACAAAAAUCCAAAACCAAUGAGACUUACAGAUCUAGAAGAAUUAUCUUUUCGGGGGUCAACUGUUUGUCAUAUAUGUCGAAAGCCUAUUAAAAAUGAUGAACUCGCAGUACGAGACCAUUGUCAUCUAACAGGACGUUUCAGAGGGGCAGCUCACAAUUCAUGCAAUUUAAAUUACAAGGAUUCGAGGUUUGUGCCGGUUAUCUUUCAUAACCUCAAUUAUGACACACACUUCAUUUUGAAAGAGAUUGCUACUUCUACAAUAAUGACUGGACGAGUAUCUCUGAUACCUCACAACAAAGAAAAAUAUAUUUCAUUUACGAAGUUUAUAGAUGACUGUGACAUCAGUUUUAGAUUUAUUGAUUCAUGGCGUUUUUUACCAUCAUCGUUGGAAAAGCUUGCAUCAUAUUUGGAAACAGUGCCGAUAGCAGUAAAUGAGUUCAAAACUGAUGGAUUUACAGAUGAGCAAAUCAAUCUUCUGAGACGAAAAGGUGUAUUUCCAUAUGAUUUCGUAGAUGGAUUGGACAAGUUGAUGACUACAAAACUGCCAGAAAAGAAUGAGUUUUACAAUAAACUAACAGAUUCUCACAUUAUUGAUGAAGACUAUCAUCAUGCUGUUACAGUGUGGAAUAUGUUUUCUACAAGAACUUUGGGUGAAUAUUCUGAUUUGUACUUGAAAACAGAUGUUUUAUUAUUAGCUGACGUCUUUGAAAGUUUUCGAGAGACAUCACUGAAAGCGUAUAGUUUAUGUCCUACACACUUUUACACGACUCCAGGUCUCACAUUUUCAGCAGCUCUAAAAAUGACAAAAGUGGAAUUGGAGCUUCUCACAGAUAUAGAUAUGCUGAUGUUUAUUGAAGCAGGCAUUCGAGGAGGAAUAAGUCAAUGUUGCAAUCGGUAUGCUAAGGCAAACAAUCCCUACAUGGGAUCAUCAUAUGAUAAGAAGCAGAAAACGAAGACGCUCUUAUAUUUUGAUAUUAAUAAUCUUUAUGGAUGGGCCAUGGUGCAGUAUUUACCAGUGGGAAAAUUCAAAUGGAUUGAAUAUGAAACAAAUUCAAAUUUUUUCAAUGCACCACCAGACUCUGAUACAGGCUACUUUGCAGGUACUAGAUAAUGGACUUCGACUUAAAAAAGUGCAUA